CAAAGAGUUGUGAGUAGUAGAUCUAAGUGCUCGAUAUUUUAAAGGAAGCAUUUAAAUGGAUAUGCAUUUUUUCUUCAACGCGCAAUGUUAUUUUGGUUCAUUAUUAAUCCUUACACCGUGGACUGCUUUUCACACUCGGCUUUGCGACAAAAUAAAUGAAAUUUCACAGUGGAAUCUUCUUCGAUAGGUUCAUUGCGAACCACCGCGUAAACAGAAAUGGCUAUGGCAGGUGUGGUGUUUUCUGAAGUGGAGAGUUUUCUUGACAAACACCCUGAGUUAUUGGAAGACUACUUGAACAGGAAAGGGAAAUUCACCAUGGUUGAAAAGUGGCUAAAAAAUCAUCAAGCAAGCAAAACUCCCGCGACUGUCAUACCGGAGCCAGAGAAAAACAACGCUUGUAAGGACAGCUGGGCGAGCAAAGGAGAUGGAUUACAGAGACGAGCGUCGCAAAAAGAGCUGCGGAAAACUUUUGCAAGAUCCAAAGCUAUCAAUGCCAACCGGACAUAUGAUGAACAUUGCAAUUCCAGAGCGCAGGAACCACUGACGAGUAUGAGGAGACGGGCUUUACUCCGCAAAGCCAGCUCCUUGCCUCCGACAACCGCGCACAUCCUCAGCGCCUUGCUGGAAUCCCGCGUUAACAUCCCCCAAUACCCCUCAACAGCCAUAGACUUCAAAUAUUAUCUGAAAGAACACAAUGAAAGGGAGUUCUUUCUGGAGUUAGUGAAAGACAUCUCAAAUGACCUGGAUAUCACCAGCCUCAGUUACAAAAUCCUAGUGUUUGUAUGCAUCAUGGUCGAUGCUGACCGAUGUUCCCUGUUCCUUGUGGAGGGAUCAGCCAACAAGAAAACUCUAGUGUCAAAAUUCUUUGAUGUACAUGCAGGAACCACGGUUUUACCAUCAUUUAAUAACUCUGAUGAAGUUCAAGUUCCUUGGGGGAAAGGAAUAAUCGGAUAUGUUGCUGAGCAUGGUGAAACUGUAAACAUACCAGAUGCAUAUCAGGAUCAUCGCUUCAGUGACGAGAUAGACAAGCUGACUGGGUACAAAACUAAGUCGCUUUUGUGUAUGCCCAUACGGAACAGCGACGGGGAGACCAUUGGAGUGGCCCAGGCUAUCAAUAAGAGCCCUGGCGGGGCUCUGUUCACAGAGGAUGAUGAGAAGGUGCUGCAGAUGUAUCUUCCCUUCUGUGGCAUCGCCAUCUCCAACGCCCAGCUGUUUGCAGCGUCCAGGCAGGAAUAUAACCGCAGCAGGGCUCUGUUGGAGGUGGUGAACGAUCUGUUUGAGGAGCAGACGGACCUGGAGAAGAUCGUGAGGAAGAUCAUGCAUCGCGCCCAGACGCUGCUCAAGUGCGAACGCUGCUCCGUGCAGCUCUUGGAGGACAUUGAAUCUCCUGUGGUGAAAUUCACUAAGUCGUUUGAGCUCCUGUCACCCAAGUGCAGUGCAGACACAGAAAACAGCUUCAAGGACAGUAUGGAGAAGUCUUCGUAUUCUGACUGGCUGAUCAACAACAGCAUUGCUGAGCUGGUGGCCUCCACCGGCCUCCCCGUCAACAUCAGCGACGCCUAUCAGGACCCACGCUUUGAUGCUGAGGCAGAUCAAUUCUCCGGCUUCCACAUUCGCUCGGUGCUCUGCGUGCCAAUAUGGAAUAGCAACCAUCAGAUAAUCGGGGUGGCCCAGGUGCUGAACAGGCUGGACGGGAAGCCGUUUGAUGACGCGGAUCAGAGACUGUUCGAGGCCUUUGUCAUCUUCUGCGGCCUGGGAAUCAACAACACCAUCAUGUAUGACCAAGUCAAGAAAUCGUGGGCCAAGCAGUCCGUGGCUCUGGACGUGCUGUCAUACCACGCCACAAGUUCCAAGACAGAGGUUGACAAAUUCAAGGCUGCGAACAUCCCGUUGGUUUGUGAGCUGGGCAUUGAUCAGCUGUCCUUCGAUGACUUCUCCCUGGACGUGGAUGCCAUGAUCACCGCUGCCUUGCGCAUGUUUAUGGAGCUGGGCAUGGUCCAGAAGUUCAAAAUAGACUACGAGACCCUGUGCAGAUGGCUGCUGACCGUGAGGAAGAACUACCGCAUGGUCCAGUACCACAACUGGAGACACGCCUUCAACGUCUGCCAAUGCAUGUUCUCCAUGCUGACAACUGCAGGCUUCCAGGAGACGCUUACAGAGGUGGAGAUCUUGGCUCUCAUCGUGGGCUGCAUCUGCCAUGACCUGGACCACCGGGGCACCAACAACGCCUUCCAGGCCAAGACCGGCUCGGCCCUGUCUCUCCUGUACGGGACAUCCGCGACCCUGGAGCACCACCACUUUAACCACGCCGUCAUGAUCCUGCAGAGCGAAGGGCACAACAUCUUCUCCAACUUGUCAUCCAAUGAGUACAGUGACCUCAUGCAGUUGUUGAAGCAGUCCAUUCUGGCCACGGACCUCACCCUGUACUUUGAGAACAGGAACACCUUCUUUGAGUUGGUCAGCAAAGGGGAGUACAACUGGAAUGUGAAGGGCCAUAGAGAUAUGUGCAGGUCCAUGUUGAUGACAGCAUGUGAUUUAGGGGCUGUCACCAAACCUUGGGACAUCUCGCGGAAGGUGGCGGAGCUGGUGACCAGUGAGUUCUUUGAGCAGGGAGACAGAGAGAGAUCAGAGCUGAAGCUCACACCAUCGGCCAUCUUUGACAGGAACCGCAAGGAUGAGCUGCCAGGCCUGCAGCUGGAGUGGAUUGAUGGGAUCUGCGCCCCCCUCUAUGAGACGCUGGUGAAGCUGAACCCCAAGCUGGAGUCCAUGUUGCAGCUGAUCCAGGCCAACCGGGCUCGCUGGGAAGAGCUGCACCGCCUGAGGCAGCUCAGCCAGGACGGCGCCAAGCCCCCGGACUGCUGUGUAGACGAGACCACCAUCCCCCCUCCCACCACCACCAUCCCCCCUCCCACCACUACCACCACCACCAUCGCCACCCCUACCCCUGUCACCCCCGCCACGGGCUGCAGCUGCACGGUAGGCCAAGAGAUGGACGGUGGUGAGGCUGUACCCCGCUGUGGAGACUCUCCGCCCUCCUCCAAGCCUGCCAGCUAGCCUCCCCCGCCCUGCCGCGCCCCACUGAGGGUGGGGAUGUAACGGGGAGGCUGCUGCGAGGCCUCCUUUUGCCUUUUUCGCUUAUUUGCUGUGUGCAGCUCUUCUGGGUGCUGAGCAUGACGCAGAGAGAGUUUGUUUUUCUUGAUCUCCGCGCGCUUGACCACUGCGCUUCGUCUGACUCGACUCGCCGCCGGAACAGAGGAGAUGACCUUUUGACCUCAGGGCUGGGUGACUAGAGGUCAGUCGUUGUGGCGAUUUUCCCAGUGCCCGCUCGCUCGCUCUCGCGUUGUGCAGAGGGCGCCAUAACGUAAACGUCACAGACCAACUGCAUGUUUAACCUUGCAGCAAGUCGCUUAGAAACAUACUCUUUGUAUGUUUUCAACAUAACCAGCUCAAAAACACAGAAGUACACCGUCUAUGUUUGGGUGUGGCAGCUUUUUGGUGUACAGCAGGUUGCCAAGACAAAAUUUAAAAGACAUAAAAAGGAUAACUAUUUUAUUAUGUAUUGCCAGGAAAAAUCAUCCGUAUAUAUUGUUUCAGUGUAAAGUUCAAACUGUUGCUAUCUGUUUUGAGAUUGUCAUAAUAUAUUGUCAGAGCAUUUUUGUUCCCCAGAUGGGACGAAA
Messenger RNA from Engraulis encrasicolus (European anchovy), 3677 nucleotides. It is a transcript of the gene pde11a, whose product is annotated as phosphodiesterase 11a. Bases 217 to 3054 code for a protein of 945 amino acids. Gene Ontology annotation, biological process: signal transduction; negative regulation of receptor guanylyl cyclase signaling pathway. The record is from RefSeq and is a predicted model, not a curated record. The transcript has 20 exons. Lineage: Eukaryota; Metazoa; Chordata; Actinopteri; Clupeiformes; Engraulidae. Gene Ontology annotation, molecular function: protein binding; 3',5'-cGMP-stimulated cyclic-nucleotide phosphodiesterase activity.